Paramormyrops kingsleyae is the source of this 2052-nucleotide messenger RNA. Its product is annotated as equilibrative nucleoside transporter 1-like. Gene Ontology annotation, cellular component: plasma membrane. Gene Ontology annotation, biological process: uridine transmembrane transport. Gene Ontology annotation, molecular function: nucleoside transmembrane transporter activity. The record is from RefSeq and is a predicted model, not a curated record. NCBI's taxonomy places the organism in Eukaryota, Metazoa, Chordata, Actinopteri, Osteoglossiformes, Mormyridae.
AGGUUAUGCCGGUAAGAAACACAUGCUCUGGCAGAGUACCUACAACUGACAGAGGUCACUGAGCUGUAUCACCUUAAUAUUAUACCAGUUAUUACAAUUACCAGGUAUUAAAUAUCAAAAAGGUUCUACUCAUCCACAGCUGUUGCUUUUCUGACUCCGAUAGGGUUGUGCUGCAGACAUUGAAAAGAGUUAUCCUACCAUCAGAAGAUUACAAUGACAACACUCAACGCCCCCAGAGACAAGUACCGAGCUGUGUGGCUCAUAUUCUUCAUGCUCGGUUUGGGGACUCUCUUACCCUGGAACUUCUUUAUGACUGCAACCAUGUAUUUUACCAGCCGUCUGAGGGACUCACCAGAAGGGGGCAGCAACGAGACUGCUCCGGGUGGGGACACCCGUAAUGUGCUGGAAUCCAGGUUUAGUAAUGUGAUGACACUCUGUGCCAUGCUGCCUCUCCUGUUGUUCACCUGCCUCAACUCAUUUCUACACCAGCGAAUUCCCCAGAAGCUGCGGAUAAUGGGAAGCCUGGGAGUUAUCCUGGUGGUCUUCCUCAUGACAGCCAUAGCUGUGAAGGUGGAUGCUGAGCCCUUCCCGUUCUUCAUGAUCACCAUGACCAAGAUUGUGAUUAUCAACUCUUUCGGAGCCGUACUGCAGGGCAGUCUGUUUGGCGCGGCCGGGCUGCUCCCCAUCGCCUAUACGGCACCCAUAAUGAGUGGACAGGGCCUGGCCGGCACAUUCGCCGCCUUCUCAAUGAUCUGCGCCCUUGCAAGUGGCUCGCAGCUGCAGGACAGUGCAUUUGGGUACUUCAUCACAGCCUGUGUAGUCAUCCUCUUGGCUAUGGGGUGUUACGUGGCGCUUCCCAAAAUGGAGUUCUUCCAGUAUUACCAGGAGAACAAAAAUAAGCUUGAGAAGGAUACCCAAAUGGAGUUGUAUCCUACAGUGGCAGGCAACAUCGAAGGGGGUCCCACAGCAGAACUGUGCCCCUCAGACAAGGCCGGGUUGCCGAAUGUCUCUAUUGUCACCAUCUUAAAAAAGAUCUGGGUGCUGGCGCUCACCGUGUGCCUCAUCUUCACCGUCACCAUUGGUAUUUUCCCUGCUGUCACUGUGGAUGUCAAGUCCACCAUCUCCAACGGCGGUGCCUGGGAGAUAUACUUCAUCCCAGUGUCGUGUUUUCUGCUCUUCAAUCUGAUGGACUGGGCUGGACGAAGCCUCACUGCAGUGUGCAUGUGGCCAGGGAAGGACAGCCGUCUGCUGCCCGUCUUCAUGCUGGCUCGCCUGCUUUUCGUGCCUCUCUUCAUGCUCUGCAAUGUGCAGCCCAGGCACCGCCUGCCGGUUUUCUUUGAGCACGAUGCUUGGUUCAUCAUCUUCAUGAUCUUCUUCGCCUUCUCUAACGGAUACCUGGCCAGCCUCUGCAUGUGCUUUGGGCCCAAGAAGGUGGCGCCACACGAGGCAGAGACGGCUGGAACCGUCAUGGCCUUCUUUCUGACUUUUGGACUGGCUCUAGGAGCUGCGAUCUCCUUUGUUUUUCGAGGACUUGUCUAGACCCACCAGCAAGUCUGUAUCUCCACCCAUUUCUCCAACUUUCAACCUCUUAUCCUGGACAGGCUGGCGUGGACGACUUUAUCUUAAGGAACACAGACACUAUCGUUACAUAAUCUCUUACUGCAGCACUAUUAAAAAUGAACAUGAGCACCAUCUAGUGGCUCCUGCCAGCUGCUCCUGGUACGUUUCCAGUCGGCUGGAUUCCUAUGGUACUCGUUUUCUGUUACCGGUUGUCACCUACCUGAAAGAAAAAACACUUUUGAAAUGUCACACAUUUUCACAUUUCUGCAUUACUGUGAUGGUUACAGGAGCAGAGAGACCAGCUUAACAUUCUUAUGAUCCUUGGUAAUACACAAUAAUAAGAAGAAAGAAAGCUUUUAUUGAUUUGCAUAGGGGUUUUUUGCAUAGGCUUUUUAUAGCUUUUUAGAGACUUUUGUUCAUUUUAUUUUGUUUUUUUAUAUAUAGAUAUAGAUAUAAUGUCUUAAUUGUAAUAAAACUAAACAUGAACAUGUG